AUGGGGUCUUGUGUAGAAAACAAAAGUGCAGAAAUCAAUGCCAGCAGCUUAAUUCGGGAGCUCUCCAUCGGCAACAAUUACCCUGGUACAACGAGAUGUCUUGAAUCGUGUGGAGGACCAGGAUGCGAUUGCUUCUAUUUGAGCUCUGGCUGUUUGUUCAACAGGAUCUAUGCUGUUCCAACAGACAAUGAUGUCUACGAACUUUUCACAUGUUCCGCAUGGGAGAGGGUAAAAGCAAAGGUGCAAAUUAAACGACCAACAGAUGAAAACUUCAACACCUACGUGCUCGGUCUGCGACGUAACGUACCAGUACAACUACCAUCUAUGGACGUCACCUUAAGCGUGCUCUCAUGGCUAUACCUUUCAAUCCUAGACACAAAGUUCAUUUCAAACGCACAUACCACCUCUCUGUGGACAUCUGAGGCACUCCCACACUUACACUGGCCAGCAUUCUGGAUUGAAGAUGUUUUCUGA
Necator americanus (New World hookworm) is the source of this 474-nucleotide messenger RNA. RefSeq lists its product as uncharacterized. The coding region runs from base 1 to 474 and encodes 157 amino acids. The transcript has a single exon. The record is from RefSeq and is a predicted model, not a curated record. Lineage: Eukaryota; Metazoa; Nematoda; Chromadorea; Rhabditida; Ancylostomatidae.